This is a messenger RNA of Perognathus longimembris pacificus (Pacific pocket mouse), 2484 nucleotides long. RefSeq names its product vomeronasal type-2 receptor 116-like. The record is from RefSeq and is a predicted model, not a curated record. The transcript has 6 exons. Bases 1 to 2484 code for a protein of 827 amino acids. Gene Ontology annotation, biological process: G protein-coupled receptor signaling pathway. Gene Ontology annotation, molecular function: G protein-coupled receptor activity. NCBI's taxonomy places the organism in Eukaryota, Metazoa, Chordata, Mammalia, Rodentia, Heteromyidae. Gene Ontology annotation, cellular component: membrane.
AUGGAGAAACGUGCACACAUGGAUGGAGAUGUAAUGAUCGCUGGGUUUUUCCCCCUCUACGCUUUGGAAAUGGAUCAUGGUAACAAUGAAGCUUCCAGACAAGAUGCGCAAGCACCGAUCUUCAAGGAUUACCAAUUUGUUCUGGCUUUGGCUUUUGCUAUUGAUGAAAUCAACAAAAACCCUUUUCUCUUACACAACUUGACUCUGGGAUUUGAUAUUCAUGAUGUUCAAUUCAGAGGUUGGAAAAUAUUUAAGAAUCCCUUCAUUUGGCUCUUUGGGAAGUACAAGAUUCCAAACUACUCCUGUAUGAGAGACAGCAGGUCUGUAGCAGCAAUUACAGGACCAUCAGCCAUAACAUCUGACAAUAUUGGGACACUGCUGGGACUAUACAGUUUUCCACAGUUUACCAUUGGGUCAUUUGAUAAUGCCCUGAAUGACCACAGUAAGUUUCCUGCUCUCUAUCAGAUGGCCUCAAAGGACACGUCAAUAGCCGCUGCCAUGGUCUCACUACUGCUUCACUUCAGCUGGAGCUGGGUGGGACUGUUGACCUCAAAAGAUGAGAAUGGUUCAUGGAUUCUUGCUGAAGUAAAAGAAGAAAUGGUCAAGAACAAAAUUUGUGUAGCCUAUGAGCUAGUGAUCUCAAGCCAAGAUUUGUCACAUUUAUUCAAUGUCAUGGGAAUAUAUAACAAGAUAAAUAAAUCUACAGCAAGUGUCCUCAUCAUAUAUGGUGACAAUGAUUCAUUAAAAGUUUUAAUGAUAAGUAUUGAGCAAAUUUUCAUGCAAGGCAAAGUUUGUAUCAUGAACUCAGAGUGGGAUUUCACCAACAAGAGAAAAUAUUUCAUGCUAGGUUCAUUGCAUACACCUCUUAUGUUUACACACCAUCAUGUAGUUGUUUCUGGAUUCACAGAUUUUGUCAAGACAGUCAAUCCUUCCAAAUACCCAGAAGACUUUCUUCUUGCUAGGCUGUGGUUUCUCUCUUUUAAUUGCUCAGAUUCUAAGUCUGACUGUGUAACAUGGGACAAUUGUCCUCAUGAUGCCUCUUUGGAUUGGUUGCCUGGGCACAUUUUUGACAUGACUAUGUCUGGAGAGAGUUACAACGUAUACAACGCUGUGUAUGCUGUGACCCAGGCUUUCCAUGAGCUGCUUCUUCGUCAAACAGAAGUUCAAGCAAUGGAGAAUAGAAAAGAAACAGUUCUUUCCCCUAAACAGCUGCACCCUUUUCUGAAGAACAUCCAGUUUUACAGUUCUACUGGACAUCAAGUGAUUUUGGAUGAGAAAAGCAAAUUGGAUCCCGAGUAUGACAUUGUAAAUAUUUGGAAUUUUCCAGAAGGUCUUGAACUUGCUGUGAAAAUAGGAAAGUUUUCUCCAUAUGCUCUACAUGGCAAUCAACUGUCUUUAUCUGAAGAUAUGGUACAGUGGUCCAUUGGAGCAACAGAGACUCCUCACUCUGUCUGCACUGAGAGUUGUGGUCCUGGAUUCAGGAAAUCUCCUCAGGAAGGAAAAGCUGCCUGUUGCUUUGAUUGUACCCUUUGCCCUGAGAAUGCGAUUGCUAAUGGGACAGAUAUGGACCAGUGUGUGACGUGUCCUGAUCAUCAGUAUGCCAACACAGAAAGAAAUCAGUGUCUCCUCAGAGCUGCAAGUUUCCUGGCUUUUGGAGAUGCCUUGGGCAUGGCUCUGGCCUGCAUUGCUCUUUGCUUCUCUAUGCUAACUGCUGUUGUUCUUGGGAUAUUUGUGAAACACCAAGACACUGCCAUUGUCAAGGCUAAUAACAGGGCUCUCAGCUACAACUUGCUCAUCUCUCUCAUCUUCUGUUUCCUUUGUUCCUUGCUCUUUCUUGGCCGUCCCAACACAAUAACCUGCAUCCUGCAGCAGAUCACAUUUGGAGUUGUCUUCACGGUGGCUGUUUCCACAGUGUUGGCUAAAACAGUGACUGUGGUCCUGGCAUUCAAGGCCACUUCUCCAGGGAGAAGGAUGAGGUGGCUACUUGUAUCUGGGGCUCCAAAAUUCAUCAUACCCAUCUGCACUCUCAUGCAGGUGACUCUGUGUGGACACUGGCUGAGAACCUCUCCUCCCUUCAUUGACACAGAUACACACUCUGAACAUGGCCACAUCAUCAUCUUGUGCAACAAGGGCUCCCUCACUGCCUUCUACUGUGUCCUGGGAUACCUGGGCUCCCUAGCCCUGGCCAGUUUCACUGUGGCUUUCAUAGCCAGAAACCUGCCUGACACCUUCAAUGAAGCCAAGUUUCUGACCUUCAGCAUGCUGGUGUUCUGCAGUGUGUGGAUCACCUUCCUUCCUGUGUACCACAGUGCCAAGGGGAAGGUCAUGGUGGCUGUGGAAGUUUUCUCCAUCUUGGCCUCCGGUGGAGGACUCCUGUGCUGCAUUUUUGUCCCAAAGUGCUAUAUAAUCUUCUUCAUGAGAAAUACAACUUUUCUACAUGGUUUUGGGAUUAAACGACAUAGUAGGAGAAAUAAGCAUUCUUAA